Molecule: messenger RNA, 1143 nt
Organism: Pelagomonas calceolata
Lineage: Eukaryota; Pelagophyceae; Pelagomonadales; Pelagomonadaceae
Source: the annotation of a GenBank genome assembly
UGUCGCCAUACUCGGAUUGGAACCUGUGCACACCCGCGUCUUCGGCAAUCCAGGACACUGCCAACGUGCUCAAUGCACUCCUUGCGGCUGGCAUGAGAGAAAUCGCUGGCAAAAUCCACCGCGACGGCGAGCAGCAAGCCUUUUGGAAGGGCACGAGCCACCACGCGCGCCGACCGCGCGAUGCGCAACGUAACGCUGCGCAACUGGUCCCACGCGUCGACGACGCGCCGCGCGAGCCGUCGGCCCACCGCAUCGCUGCGCGGUUGCUCCCACGACACAAUCACGCGAGACGCGAGCCGCCAGCUCAACUUUCGCUUCUUCACAGGCAAAAAAACAACCAUGAAGGCCGUCAUCGUCGCCCUCGCGCUCUCGUCCGCCGCCGCCUUCCAGGCGUCCACGCCGUCGGUGCGUCCGGCCACGCAGCUCAGCGCCUACGUGCCGAGCGGCAUGUCGCCCGAGGAGUGGGAGAAGAUCAAGGCCAAGGAGAAGAAGGCGAAGACGAACCUCGGCGCCGGCGGCGCGCGCGGCUUCAAGUCCCGCUCCUUCGACUCCUUCGUCGCGGCGCUCGAGAAGGGCGAGGCCGACCACCUCUUCGCGGUGAACCCGGAAGAGGUCCGCAAGGGCAACAUCGCCUUGAAAGACGUCCCCUACAUGCAGCGCGGCGGCGCGUGGGACAACUCGGACCUCAAGGGCAAGAAGGGCUGGAUGAAGACGGGCUUCGGCAUGACGGCCUUCAACGACGGCAAGGCCGACAUCAAGAAGAUGACGGCCAAGGACAAGGCCUACCUCAACGCCAAGCCCGACAUCGGCAUCUUCGGCCAGGCCCUCAACUGGGGCGGCGGCGCCAAGGGCGGCGACGACCUCACGGCGCGCGCGAAGAAGAACGGCCUCACGAACGACCAGCAGAUGUGGCGCGACUCCGGCGCGCUCACGGCCAACGAGAUCGCGCGCAUGAACCGGUCGCGCGGCGGCGGCGCGCCGAAGAUCGGCGUCAACAACGAGCAGAAGGAGAAGAAGUUCUUCGGCCUCUUCUGAGCGGUGGGAUCUUCUGAAAGCUUCUGUGUGUGUGUCCGACCUCCGUCGUGUAGCUUUCGCUGCAUCCUCGUCCGAGCGUCGUCUAAAUCUAUCUAUAUACUAGUCUCC